UUGAAAGAGUAAACAAGUAUGUGCAUUCUCAUUGUAUUUGUAGCCCAUUUUAUUCAUCUUUAAGCCGAAAGUACCUCAAAUAUAGAACCCCCUUUUACAUGGCUAAACAAAUCUUGAAAUACCAAGAACUACUCUCCUUUAUCAUCAAUCUUAUUUUUAUGAUCACUACAGCCCCAUGUUUUGUUUCUUCACAAACUUCUAAUAAUAAUUGCAUUCUUGAUAUUAAACUCUCUUCAACUAUAGAAACCUCAAAUUGUGAACCAAACAACAACUGGGGUGGCUUAAUCAACAACAGUUGUUGUGGAGCUGUUUUUGAUGAGUAUUUGUAUGCAUUGGGGAAAAGAGCCAAUAAAACUGGCCAAAUUUACUUAAAUUCUACAGAACAGGAGAAUUGCUUAAUUUCAAUGAAGCCUAUUUAUAACGAUGUUUUGGGCUGUGGCAUUGAGAACCAAACUGGUGGAGGUGGUGAUGGUGGCUGCUCUAGCUAUACCAAGGCAGAUGUUGAUAAUAUGCUUAGAAAUAGAGUGAAUAAUUUAGAAAAAGAUUGUGCAUUUUCGGGUUUAGAUAACAAAAGGGAUGACUUGCAGAAUUGCAAUGCUUGUUUGAGAAGAUGGGAGGAGAUUGGUGAAUCAUCAAACUUCAAUUCUGAUCCCAACACUUGUAGAUUUGCUAUUCUCGUAGCAUUAACCAGCAACUUCAUUGAUGAUAGAAAAAGGGUUCAAGCAAUUUAUGAUUGUCUUUCUUCAUGGAAUAUACACGCGGGCAUGGAUAGGAAUGGUGACACCAGGCAAAAGUCAAGAAAUUUGAUUUUACUCAUUGGAUUAGUGGGACUUUUGGCAAUAGUAGUUAUUGCAGUAUCAGUAUGGAUCUUUUAUAGAAGAAAGGCUCAAGAAAAACUGUUAACUGGAAAUGGAUCAUAUGAGUCAUAUUCUGAGAAGUCAGAUGAUCUGAAGUUAUCACCUAAAGAAAUUUACUUGGCAACAGACUACCUCAGUGAAAAAAACUUCAUAGGGCAAGGCAUAGCAGGAAAAGUGUACAAAGGGAUACUGCAUAAUGGGCAACAUGUUGCAGUGAAGCACAUACUCAAUGACGGCCAUGUAGAGACAUUUGUUCGUGAAGUUACCAGCCUGUCUCAUAUCAGACAUCCUAACCUUGUAGCUUUGGUUGGCUUUUGCGAGUACAAAGAUGAAUAUUUUUUAGUCUAUGAGCUUUGCAGCAAUGGUAAUCUAUCAGAGUGGUUAUAUGGUAAAAAUAGAGUUCUUUCCUGGAUUCAACGGCUUGAGAUUGCAAUUGAUAGUGCUAGAGGUGUUUGGUUUCUGCAUAGUUAUCCAGAAGGCUGUAUUGUUCACCGCGAUAUCAAGCCCACCAACAUUCUUAUCAAUGCCGAAUUUCAAGCAAAACUUGCAGACUUCGGAUUAUCCAAAGUUAUGGAUUUAGGUCAAUCUUAUGUGAGUUCUGAAGUUAGAGGUACAUUUGGUUAUGUUGAUCCUGAAUACCGAAGAAAUCACCGUGUAAAUGCAAAGGGCGAUGUUUACAGCUUUGGGAUCGUGCUGCUACAACUAAUUUCAGGGCAAAGAGUGAUCAAUCUGAAUUGUAAUAGACCAAUGCAACUAAACAAAAUGGCAAAAUUUCUUUCAAGAGGUGGCAAUAUAACAGAAUUUGCUGAUCCUAAGCUUAAUGGAGAGUUCUCAGUUGAAGCAUUCGAUCUGGUACUCAAAUUAGCCUUGUCAUGUACAGGCACUAAGCAAGAAAGGCCAUCAAUGGAGCAAGUGGUACUAAGAGUAGAGAAAGCACUUCAUAUCUCUAUGAGAAUGAAAUCAAUCACAUAUGGUUGAGCAACAAAAAAUGGAAGAUAACAUCGCAUUUUUAUUGCAUCUUCUGAUGAAUGAUUUUUACAACAAAGUAAUACAGUAUUUAUUGUUACGAAUCAGGAAAUUAAAAAAAAAAAA
Messenger RNA from Jatropha curcas, 1949 nucleotides. Its product is annotated as putative leucine-rich repeat receptor-like serine/threonine-protein kinase At2g19230. The record is from RefSeq and is a predicted model, not a curated record. Gene Ontology annotation, molecular function: protein kinase activity; ATP binding. Gene Ontology annotation, cellular component: membrane. Gene Ontology annotation, biological process: protein phosphorylation. NCBI's taxonomy places the organism in Eukaryota, Viridiplantae, Streptophyta, Magnoliopsida, Malpighiales, Euphorbiaceae.